Trichobilharzia szidati is the source of this 1824-nucleotide messenger RNA. Lineage: Eukaryota; Metazoa; Platyhelminthes; Trematoda; Strigeidida; Schistosomatidae. The record is from the annotation of a GenBank genome assembly.
UACACAUUCUGGCAAUGUCGACUAGGUGAAACGAGAGGCGCCACUUUAAAUUGGAGAUAUGCUGAAUGAUCAAAUGUGGGAGAAAAGAGCGUUUCGUCUGUACCCGCUAUCAACAGGAGUUGAGUCAUUUGUUCGGUCGGUCGUGCUGAAUCGAUAAAUAUAAUGACCGUGUUAAACUAUUCCGUUUCUCGAUAGGUUGUUGGAGUUGUAUCCUGUAAACAAAUGUUCAGUGACUCAAACCACAGCAGCCGAAAACGAAAGUAUUUCCAGCGAUCAAUCAGAUCCGUAAGAAGUAGAAGUUCGCAAUUUGAAGUAAACGUCUAUAUACAAGUAAUGCAAUGUCAAAAAAUGGCUACAUAAGACAAUAUUCUUGUGCAUGUUCCAAAACGCCUCUCAAUUUCCCAUGGGAGUCCUCAUAGUCAGGUUAAGCCAAUUUCUGUAUAUAAAUUCGUCAGGGUCAUCAAUCCGUUCAUUAGGUAGUUUCGUUUUGGGUUGCUACAGUUUAGAGUCAUCAAAUAUCCCAGUCUAACUUAGAUACCGUCUUAUUCUUCAAUUGUACUUUGUAGAAUCCAUGUGGAUACCUCCAGUUUGUGAUAACCCUCCACCUUUUAAGAUUGAAGAAGAGCUACUUCCUCCAACACUUGGGACCUCAAAGUCAUUGACCAAAACGUCUAGUGUCUCUGCCUCCAGUAGUUCAAAUAGUGACCAUAAAGAGAACUCACAAUAUCAGGCAGCGAAUAUCAGAUUUCAGUUCUAUCCUGUUCCGGUAAUCAGUGGUUUACUUGUUUUCUGUUUGUUCUAUUGUGAACGUGUUGCUGAGAUUGACCUUUUGCUAGUUGAUAUGUGUGAAAUGAUUUAAUGAUUCAAUUCAGUCAGGUGACUUGACUCCCAGUUGAGUCGUCUGUAUGUAGAAGUAUCACUUUCAAGUGGGAACUCAGUGUUUAAUGUAUGCCUCUGAAAAUGUAAGCAUGUUUGUUUCAGCCAGAAGGACUACUAUUAAGUAGUCUUAUGGAUGCUCAGCAACUGUUGUUUUAGAUUAAAUUAUCCGUUUGGUGUACAGUUGACGGCAUUCAUAAAAUUCAGUAUAGAAUAUUUAGAAAUCAAGGCGUUCAGUUGGUAGAUUAAGAACCUGGAUUAACGACCCUAUUAAUCAGCUAUAUGAAAACGUAGAUUUCGUCAUGAGUUGGGAAAGUGGUACGUGAACGUGACUAUAUUUUCAAUGGGAAUUAUGUGGAAGGCCUCUGACCAUUGUUUUGCCACCCAAGAUGAUUGGGACUUUGUGUUCAGUGAUUUCGUCUCUCCAACCAGCAGCAUGUCACAUUUCUCAAGAAAGGAUUUGAUAGGGGUUGUGGUGUUUAGGUUACGGAGGACCGAAUACUCACUUCCUGAAGUACUAAUUAGCUAUUAGCAUUGGAGAAAGUGAAUUAAAUACUUUUGACCACUCUGAUUUCUAGCGUGCCAGAUGCUUGUCGUUUCCAUAUCAAGCCUUACCGUCUCACGGAAUAACAGUGUAUAUGUAUACGUGGACUGUUCCUGCACCUGAUGUCGUUGCCGACCUUUGCUAUGCGGAGAAGAGUUGUUUCGAAAAGGCAGACGGGGCUAUUGGGCUUUUGUUUUCGAAACCGAUUUCCAAGGUUCGGUAUGGUGUGAUGGACAGUCGAUGACGUGUGGCGAUGUUUAGUUUCGCAACCAGGGAAAUGAUAUGUUUGUAUAAGAAAUUUCCAGAGGUUGUCGGCAUGGAUUCAACAUACAAUACGAAUAAGGAAGAGUAAGAUUUAAGUGUAAAGCCAAUCACUUGCAGUCAUCCUCUAUAUCAACUGGUCG